ACACGUCAUAUGGUGUGGCGCAACUUGCAGUGAGCCAAAUUAUUGGAAGUUUGCUGCUCGUUUUCGAUGCCAAACAGUGAAUUCGUGAAGAUCAUACAUACCACGGGAACUGUGGCGUUAGUACAGCUCAUAGAGCCAAGACGGGAAUCCCAACCGUUCCGAACCACAUAUUUCAAGCUUAUAACAUCCCGACCUCAAAGGACCCAUCGCCGUUGAGGAUCUCCAUCUUGCAUUGUCGGACAUUAUCUCCUAGCCUUAGGUUAUAAAUCCUGUCAAUUGUUUCGAGAGUACCUGACAACACCACCAUAAUCAGCAGUUAUUCGACCUUUCAGCGACGCUUAAGCCUCUAGUCCCGGGACAACCUAGUACUCAAAGCCGUUUUCCUGCACUGAAGUCGUCUGCCUACGACACGACAUUGCGACAAGAUGUUCGGCGACAAAAGCGAGAAAGCCACCCCUGCAUACUCAGGGGGUGAUCCUGUAGCCGACGUUCCUCCUUCCUACUCUGAAGGAGUCCCGACUUCAAGUGAUGGCCUCAUCCCCGCCGGGACCCUUCUCCUCGCCGGAACAACCAUUUUUAAUACCGCCUCAGCUUCAUCACCGCCAUUAUACGAACUCACUUACCCCAUCGGACACUUGCGGGAGUCCAAUACAUCAGUUUCGUUUUACCGCUAUGAGAACAGUGUGCGGGACUCUUCUGGGGCAUCCGGUCCUCAGGUAGCAUCAAGAAAGAAGCACAUCUUCGACCUAAAGCGAGACCCAACAGUCACUGAGCCCCCUUUCCCAUACCACUUGAACUCGGUGUCUCGCGGAAACGUGGGACAUGUGGGUAUUAAGACACACCGACGCUUGGUUGGAUCGGGUUACCGCGCCUGGAGGGCGACGAGAGCGAGAGAAGGGGCGGAUCUAGAAGCCAAGGAGAUGAUGUUUAACGUCAAGACGCGGGGUAGCGGACGGCAGGAAUGGCGCGAUGGGAGCGACAAGACGCUUCUCGCGCAUGAGACGAGCGAGGAGGGGAUUCACAAGCUACAGAUCGUGGUCCCAUUGAGCCAAGAUAUCAGAGAUGGGUUGGUCGCGACGUGGUGUUUGCGGCUUUGGUGGGAGAUUGCCGUGUCCAAGGUCGAGCCUUUCAGCUGGAGCGAAGUCAAGAAUGUAUUGCAGUAUAACUCGAAGAAUCUCCCUUCCGGGUCGCGCUUGGCUCUUCUCCCUUAGUUCAGUCCUGGUUCAAGUAUCUUUAGACCCUAUGGGAAGCUCAAACAUCUUCCACCUUGCCUACAAUAGACUAAUAUCAAUCUCUACGUUGCCCACAGAAGACCGGAAUGGCUCUGCUCUCCACGUAAUGCUGUGAGCCAUGCUUUCACUGACCACCAUCACUAUCCGUCC
Colletotrichum acutatum is the source of this 1382-nucleotide messenger RNA. RefSeq lists its product as uncharacterized. NCBI's taxonomy places the organism in Eukaryota, Fungi, Ascomycota, Sordariomycetes, Glomerellales, Glomerellaceae. The record is from RefSeq and is a predicted model, not a curated record. Bases 426 to 1211 code for a protein of 261 amino acids. The transcript has 2 exons.